Messenger RNA from Acipenser ruthenus (sterlet), 2268 nucleotides. RefSeq names its product arylamine N-acetyltransferase, pineal gland isozyme NAT-10-like. Gene Ontology annotation, molecular function: acetyltransferase activity. The record is from RefSeq and is a predicted model, not a curated record. NCBI's taxonomy places the organism in Eukaryota, Metazoa, Chordata, Actinopteri, Acipenseriformes, Acipenseridae. The transcript is spliced from 2 exons. The coding region runs from base 485 to 1357 and encodes 290 amino acids.
CCACACCUUAAACUGCCGAUUAGGAAACUACACUAUGUAGGUCUUAGGUCUAGGCGAUUUGAGACACAGCCUUAGACAGACACCUGACAUUAUGUGCUAAAUUCUUAAAGCUCUUUACUCACAUGUUUCAUUUAGGAGCUUAUAAGUUAUCAUAAGUUAUUUCUUAGUCAAUUUAGAUUUGUAACGUGUUUUUUUUUUAUUAUUCCAUACAAAUAUCAAUUUGGAGUAUUAAAGCUUUGAUAAUCUGUCUCUCCGUGUUAAAAAAGAGAAUUUACUGUCUCUUUAAGAGACUUUGAACAACUCGUCCUCCAAGACACAGCCCUUAAAUACCGGUAGUCUAGAAACUUCCGCUUCCUGGCCUUACAAUACAUGAAAUAUGUAAAUCCUGGUUAUCUGUUUACUUAUCUAACCCAUUACAGUCCUCACCACAGCUUUACGUACAAGAAAGUCUGCUUGCAGUGUUCUGGAUAUUUUGUGGGAGAAAAUGAACCUGACUGAGUAUUUUGCAAGAAUCGGCUACAAAGAGCCCAGUCACAAAGCAGAUCUGAAAACUCUGACCGAACUCCAUGAGCACCACAUCAGGUCGAUCCCUUUUGAAAACCUCAGCAUUCACUGUGGGGAGAAGAUCACCUUAGACCUGGAAACCAUCUAUAACAAACUUGUGAGAAACAAACGAGGGGGGUGGUGCUGUGAAAACAACCUGCUCUUCUCCUGGGUGUUGAAAGAGAUGGGGUAUGACAUUACCCGGCUGGGGUCAAGGGUAUAUGACAACCUCAAGGACGAUUAUAACCCUCAAGAGUCACAUCUCAUAGCCAAGGUGAUGAUUGAUGGGAAGCCAUACAUAGCCGACGUGAGUUUCGGUGUCUCUAGUCAAAUCUGGCAGCCCCUGGAACUCAUUUCAGGGAAGGACCAGCCUCAGCUUCCUGGCGUCUUCCGUCUUGUUGAAGACAAGGGUGUCUGGGUCUUGCAGAAGACUGGACGCAAGCCUCAUGUUCCAAAUGAAAGCUUUGCUGGUUCCUCUCUGGUUAACAAGAGUCUUUCUAAGAAAAUCUAUUGUUUUACCAUGGCGCCACGCAACAUUGAUCAUUUUGAGCAGACGUGUAAUUUUCUCCAGACGUCUCCAGAAUCCUUGUUCACCAAUAAGUCCCUCUGCUCCUUGCAGACCACCACUGGGUUUCGGGCUGUGAUUGGGUGGACUUACUGUGAGGUCACCUAUAACUACCAGGAAGGUGUUGAUCUGGUUGACGUGUCUACAGUCCCUGAUGAAGAAGUGGAGAAGGUACUCGAAGAGAAGUUUGGUGUGGUAUUAGAAAAUAAACUUGUACCUGUCAACAAUAAAGCCUGUUACAAUAUCUAAGCAUCUUUGCAGGGCAAAUCAUUAUGAUCAAUAAUGUUAAUUUGACAGAUUGAUUUAAUAUUAGAGGUGAAGAACACAACACACAGAUCUUCUGUUAAUAGAAGGAAUGCCUUCUGCUUUGAAAUCAAGUGUUUUUUGCAACCUUUAACACCCUGCUUAAAAUCCAGGCUUCAGCAAGUUUUGAGUAACUAAUAGAGAAUUGUUUUUGACAAGGAUCUUCUGGCAGGUUAACUUUUGAAAUUUCGACAACCUUUGAUCAGACUAGCUCACUCACUCACUAGCUCACUAACUCAUUUCAUUGCUGAGACUGAGUGACAAAAAAUAUAUAAUUUUUUGCUGGAAUGAAGUUGUGUACAUGUAUCAAAACUUAUGUAGGCCCACAAGUAUGAUUUUAAUUAUUUGAAGUACAUUUUCCCUACUUUGUAUAAUUUCUUCUGCAUGUUAGUAUUAAAAUAUGAUACAGUUUCUUGAUUUCCAGACAAACACUAGUGGAUUAGUGUUUUUAGGCAUUGCUAUCUAAACAUUGUAACUGAAUGUAUAUUUAACCUACACCAACUAGUAGUAUUUUUUAGUGCUGGGACAACAUUUCCAACAAACACUGCUUAAUGCAUAUUGAAAGUGAAUACGUCCAUGUUGGUAUUUGUUUCUACAAGAUAAUUUAUAUAAGUCACAAAGAUAUCCUAUGAAGCAAACCCAAACUAAAUAAAUCACACAUUCUACUCCUCAGAAGAGGGAUUUCUCUCCUUUACUCUAAAAUGGUAAUUUUCCAUUUUGUUCAGCUUAUUCAACACAAGAAUAUUUUAAGAUGCAUUUGAAUUUUGAAAGAACAUUCAAACUACAAAACCCCUUGUUCAUCCUAGCAAUAUGAUGUAUUUUAUUUUUUCUACUUAAUUAAAUUGUAACUCUUUGUA